Molecule: messenger RNA, 2358 nt
Organism: Mugil cephalus (flathead mullet)
Lineage: Eukaryota; Metazoa; Chordata; Actinopteri; Mugiliformes; Mugilidae
Gene: slc10a4
Product: solute carrier family 10 member 4
Exons: 3
Coding region: 587-1849 (420 amino acids)
Biological process (GO): bile acid and bile salt transport
Cellular component (GO): membrane
Molecular function (GO): bile acid:sodium symporter activity
Source: RefSeq, a predicted model, not a curated record
AAACGCCAGCGCGUCCGACAAAAGAAAAAGGGGGGCAGGCGAAUGUUCACAGUUUGCUGCACUAGUAUAAAGAUCAGCACAGUUUUCAUUCACGCAGCCUGCGCUUACUCAACCUCAACAAACGACCGCAUCACAUUUUCCAUGCAUCAGCCAGCAUCCUCCCAGCCCCACAGAACAUAAGAGAGGCAGAGUGGCAUCUGCUGGUUGACUCGGUUUAAUAUUCCAAAUGGAAAACGGCACAUAUGUAAUUAGAUUGAUAUGUAGGGGACCUUUCUUCCUGUAGGCUACGGAGAGGAGGGCAGAAUAAAAAGCGGAGCCUGGACAUUAUUGAUUGGCACCCUCACUUCAGCUUGAGACCGUGUGCAGACUCCCCUCCAGCAGUCCAGCGCGGAGCCAAUCCGGAGCACUAGUCUGACUAAGUGAACGCUUCAAGACUCUCAGUACCAUGGCACCAUCACACCCUGCGGCCACUGGAUCCUCCUCUGCAGUUUGUUAAUGACAGCGCGCCACUAGGGGAAAUCGUUUUACGCACGGACACCUACAGUCACAAACGGACUGCGGAGACUUUCUGUCCUCCUGUUGCACCAUGGAGAACUCCAGUCUGCUCGGAGGCAGCUCAAGGGAUGCGGGACUGAAGGACUUUUUUGUGCUGGACACUUUGAAGCAAGCUGUGGAUUCUCCAGAGGUGAUGGGUGGACUAGGAGAGGCCAGUGGUGUCAUGUUUCUCGAAGGCAGCGCAUACAGGACUGUCGCUGGAGCGGACUUCAUGGCCGCUCUCCCGACGGAAUCCCCUCACCUGAUGCCCGCAUUUUGGGAUUCCCCGCUCAGUCACGGAAUCAAUGUGUUUGUGGGACUGGUGCUUUGCUUCACUAUGUUGGGGCUGGGCUGCACGGUGGAGGUUAGCCAGCUCGGAGAACACAUCCGCAGACCCAUCGGGGUUCUGUUGGCUCUGGUGUGCCAGUUUGUUAUCAUGCCCUUGGUGGCCUUUCUUUUGGCUUUAGCCUUCUCUCUGGAUGAUGUUGCGGCGAUGGCCGUCCUCCUCUGUGGCUGCUGUCCAGGAGGAAACUUGUCAAAUAUCAUGUCUCUUCUAGUGCACGGAGAGAUGAAUCUAAGCAUCAUCAUGACCAUAUCCUCCACCCUGCUGGCGCUCGUUUUGAUGCCGCUCUGUCUGUGGAUCUACAGUCGGGCGUGGAUCAACACACCCGUGGUCGACCUCAUGCCGUUCGGGGCCAUCAUCCUGACCCUGUGCAGCACUCUCAUCCCCAUCGGCUUAGGGGUCGUGCUGAGGUACCGCUACACGCGUGUGGCCGACAUUGUGUUAAAGGUGUCUCUGUGGUCGCUGCUGGUCACCCUGGUGCUGCUGUUCAUCCUGACCGGAGCGAUGCUGGGUCCGGAGCUGCUGUCCACCAUCCCUCCCUCCGUCUACGUGGUGGCCAUCCUGAUGCCUCUGUGCGGCUACGCUGCAGGUUACGGCCUGGCCGUGCUCUUCGACCUGCCCCCCAACAGCCGCCGGUCCGUCUCCCUGGAGACAGGGUGCCAGAACGUGCAGCUGUGCACCGCCAUCCUGAAGCUGGCCUUCCCCCCUCAGCUGAUGGGGGGGAUGUACAUGUUCCCCCUGCUGUACGCCCUGUUCCAAGCGGCCGAGGCCGGCAUUUUCAUCCUGGCAUACAGGAUGUACAGGAAGGAGGUCCUCCACAAGCCAGACCCCAUGGGGGGCGGCGGGGACACGGACAUAACGUACCAGAGGUUUGAGGACGAGGACUUUGACUCAUCUUACGGUGCGGUGACAGUCAGUGACCCAAACAGCAUCAUGCUGGACCCCUGUCCUCCUGAUCCAACUCCUGUUUAACGUGCAAAGUGUAUUUUAAAAACGCAGGCCCCUGUUUACUGACGGGGAGCAUGAGACCCGCAGGCGGAUUCAUCAUUCUGAUUGCUUUCAUUCAUGAAAAAAAAAGAAAAGAAAAGAAAAAUGCUGUAGAACAGAGAGGGCCGCUGCUCCAGAUGUUUAUCACUGACAUGACUGCUUGAAAAAAAAGGUGCUUCAUGUCAUCUCAUGCGUAAAAUAGAGACAGAAAACAUGUCUCAAAACAUUGCUGUUAAAGUCUAUUAAUGGGUGAUCGUGACACAAUUCAUUUUCAGUGCUUUAGGAAGGUGUGUGUGUGAGUGUGUGUGUGUGUGAGAGAUAGAGACUAUAAAGCCAUAUGUCAAACAUAUCAGAAUAAUUAAUGUGCAGAUUUCCCAACAUGCCUGUGCCAAACCUGUACCCAACAGCCUGAACCAUCUGUACUAUAUGUGUAUAUUAUGAAGAAGAAUAUUAUGAAGGAGAAUUAAAGCCGUUCAACACCUCCGUCACGUGUC